Messenger RNA from Psylliodes chrysocephalus, 1276 nucleotides. Lineage: Eukaryota; Metazoa; Arthropoda; Insecta; Coleoptera; Chrysomelidae. The record is from the annotation of a GenBank genome assembly.
AUUGCAGUGUCAUUUUAAUGGUCACCAUCAAAUCAAAAUAGUAAAUAAUUAUUGAAAUUUAAUGUUAUAUUAUGAAUCUCGUUGUAAGUCUACUCAUAAUAGUAAAUAUUUUCCUUAUUAUUGGAAGAAAAAUUGUCAGUGGCAAUUCGUGUAAGUCCUAUGGUCCCCCAAUCAAUUACGAAUUUUUGGUUUCUUUAAGAAAAUGGGACAAUAUCAAAGAAACUUAUAAACACCAAUGCGGUGGUACUUUGCUAAAUGAGUUUUUAGUUUUGACUGCAGCUCAUUGUGUGGUUAACCAAUCAAUAGUUGUAGCAGAAUGCUGUAAAAUAGACUCCCUAAUGUACAAUGGUCCAGUAUCGGCCGUAGAGACAGUAUUACAUCCUGAUUAUAAUCCAGCAACUUUCAAAAACGACAUUGCGUUAUUAAGAUUAGAAUCUCCAUUGCACCAUAAGAAUAAUAGUGGAUUUGCACGGCUAGCGCCACCGAUUUAUAAGGAUUUCAACAACCUUGGAAUGAAUUUAUUACGACAUUGCGUCUCUGUAGGAUGGGGUUCGGCAAUGGUACACUGUACGGAUGUAACACCAGUACAUAUAGAAUAUUGUAGAACAAAGAAUCACCAGCUAUAUCCGAUGAGAGAAAUUAAUUCAAAUAUUUUUUGUACAACAAAAGGCGACAGCAUCGACAGUGGAGGAUCAGUAAUAUGCAACAAUUUUCUGUACGGGGUAACAAUUUGGCAGGAUUCGAGUGUAGGUUUAACGGUUAAUCAAAGGAUAGAUCGCAAUUUACGAUUUAUUUUUGAUUCCGCCAUUGUUAAGUCUUUUAAUCCCGGUUUAAAGAUAUUUCAUUUUAAAUUUAUAAUAUUGAUAAAUUUAAUUUGUAGUUUUUUAUUGUAAUAUUUAUUUAACAGUCAUUAGAAAAUUUUUAGACCGUUUUUUAUCAAUAUCAUCUAGAUCUCGUAUCUAUCUGAACGAGAGUGUGGUUCAAAGCCUGCUUGUACUGGUGCUCUAAGCUAAAUGUAAUCCUCUUAGUUUCUACCCCAUUCGGGUUUCCGGAUAUUGUAUCUCGAAGUGCUAGUCCUGUUCCCAUUUAAGAAUCCGACAGUGGCAGAGUACACGGAAAAAACAGUGGUAAAGAUUUUGUUUACUAGAAAAACAUCACACUUCAUAAAGAUAUAUUUUUAACUAUUACAAAAAAAAAUUAUUAUUAAAUUAACUAUUAUUAUCUUUAACUCUUAAUCUUUAUAGAUACUCUCCAAAUAUAUUGCAUUUACCCAGUC